Ailuropoda melanoleuca (giant panda) is the source of this 5060-nucleotide messenger RNA. It is a transcript of the gene CTDSPL2, whose product is annotated as CTD small phosphatase like 2. The transcript has 13 exons. Bases 582 to 1979 code for a protein of 465 amino acids. Gene Ontology annotation, molecular function: phosphatase activity. The record is from RefSeq and is a predicted model, not a curated record. Lineage: Eukaryota; Metazoa; Chordata; Mammalia; Carnivora; Ursidae.
GGGAGGAAAAACCGUCCUUCGGGUCCCCGCCUCUACACUCCCAACGCUUGACUCCCUUCUCCCCCUGCAAUCACUACACAGCCAGCUACGGAGGCCCCUAAAGUACAAAUAUCCCCCAAGCCCUGGCGUAUCCUGAUAGGUUUUGUCCUUGUUCCUCCAUUCGGUCCUAAGGGCCUGCGUUCAGUUUUUGUCAGGAAUCGGGCUUGUGAGCUUCUUCUGGCGGCAGGAACUCCAACACUCUUUACGGAAGUGAAAGUUUUUUGUUUUUUGUUUUUUGUUUUUUUGUUUUUUGCCGCUGAGGCCUCCCGCAUUCCUUCCCUCCCACCUCGCGGAAUUGUGGCGGGAGGGGGAGGAGGAAGUCAAGGCGCCUGCGCGGAGAGGCCGCUUUCCAUCCGGGUCUCUGUCCGUGCGGUGCAGCAGGUCGGUAGGCGGGAAAUGGCGACUGGCUGAAGGAGCUGGUUCUGUUGCUGCUGCGGGCUAAGCGGGAAAGACACCACACAUUGCGCAGUCGGGACCAUCGCCGGAGCCUGAGGACACUUCUCUGUCGUCACAGUUAGUUUUAUAUGUGGCACUCAUAAAAGAUGAGGCUGAGAACACGGAAGGCUUCUCAGCAAUCAAAUCAAAUCCAAACACAACGCACUGCUAGAGCAAAGAGGAAAUAUUCAGAGGUUGAUGAUAGCCUGCCUUCAGGGGGAGAAAAAACACCGAAAAAUGAAACCGGCUUAUUGUCUUCAAUUAAAAAAUUCAUUAAAGGAAGCACACCCAAGGAAGAGAGAGAAAAUCCUUCGAAACGGAGUAGGAUUGAACGUGAUAUAGAUAAUAAUUUGAUCACAUCAACACCAAGAGCAGGAGAAAAGACUAACAAACAGAUAUCUCGAGUAAGACGGAAAAGUCAAGUAAAUGGAGCUGGUAGUUAUGAAAUGACAAAUCAACAUGUAAAACAAAAUGGAAAAUUAGAAGAUAAUCCUUCCUCUGGCAGUCCUCCAAGGACUACGUUGUUGGGGACCAUAUUUUCUCCUGUCUUCAACUUUUUUUCACCAGCAAAUAAAAAUGGAACAUCAGGAUCCGAUUCCCCAGGACAGGCUGUGGAAGCUGAAGAGAUAGUAAAACAACUUGAUAUGGAACAGGUGGAUGAGAUCACUACCAGUACUACUACGUCAGCAAAUGGAGCAGCUUACUCAAAUCAAGCAGUUCAAGUGAGGCCAUCAAUAAAUAAUGGUUUAGAAGAAGCAGAAGAAACAGUUAAUCGUGAUAUCCCACCCCUUACAGCACCAGUAACUCCAGAUAGUGGUUAUUCAUCAACUCAUGCAGAGGCCACCUAUGAAGAAGACUGGGAAGUAUUUGACCCGUAUUAUUUCAUCAAACAUGUUCCACCACUGACAGAAGAACAACUAAAUAGGAAACCUGCUCUUCCUUUGAAAACAAGAAGCACACCAGAAUUCUCUCUAGUUUUAGACCUGGAUGAAACACUAGUACACUGUAGUCUAAAUGAGCUAGAAGAUGCAGCACUUACUUUUCCAGUCCUUUUCCAAGAUGUCAUUUAUCAGGUUUACGUGAGAUUAAGACCAUUCUUCAGGGAAUUCCUGGAACGAAUGUCUCAGAUGUAUGAGAUCAUUCUUUUUACUGCUUCUAAGAAGGUGUAUGCAGACAAGUUACUGAACAUACUAGACCCUAAAAAGCAACUGGUCAGGCAUCGGCUUUUCCGUGAACAUUGUGUUUGUGUACAAGGAAACUAUAUAAAGGACUUAAAUAUCCUUGGAAGAGAUCUUUCAAAGACUAUAAUAAUUGACAACUCACCACAAGCCUUUGCAUAUCAGCUAUCUAAUGGAAUCCCUAUAGAAAGCUGGUUUAUGGAUAAAAAUGACAAUGAACUUCUAAAAUUGAUUCCAUUUCUGGAGAAGCUUGUAGAACUGAAUGAAGAUGUUCGACCUCACAUCAGAGACAGAUUUCGCUUGCAUGAUUUGCUGCCCCCAGAUUAAGUGCAAAGACUUGUCAAAUCACUGAAGGGGGAGAGAAUGCAGGACCCUUUUGGACUAAGACAAAAACAUUGCCAUUACUGUUGAAAUUUUGCAUUUUUGUACCCCGUCUUGCUUUUCUUAUCUUUGGUGCCCAAUAAUAAUCAAGGGUUACAGAAAGAGACUUUAUCUCAGAUUGAAUACAUACAGUAGGUAGGCUAAAACAGAAGAGUCUUUAGAACUAGUGCAACUCCAGUGAAAUUUUUUUAUGUACAGGACAUCUGCAGUUUAUAAAGAAUUCUGUUUCUGCCACCAGCAGUUUGACCUGUAGUCACACAGGAUUUUAUGAUAAUAACAGAGAUGAAAAUGGACUUUUAUUUUCUCUCUGUUCGGUGCUCUAAGUGGGUUUGUAGCCACUUUUCUGUUACUUUAAGAUUCUCAUUUCAACAGGAAUGGCCAGUAAAAGUUGUUUUAUUUUUCCUGUUAAGGUUUAUAACCUUUUUACAUUUUUGACCUGUAUUAGAUUAGAUUUUCAUUAUGCAUUCCUUUUAGUUGAGGCGCUUCAUAGUUUUCUGGAAAUAGUCAAUUUUUAGUUUUUUAUUAUACAUUUGAAUGGCCGUUUUCCUGCUUUGUCUGCCUGCAUAUUGUAUAUUUGUUUAAAAAUAUUCUCUACUUUUAGUCCAUGUAAGUUUCAUUUAGAAAGACAUGCAUUUAUAUUUUGUUUCUGUAAUAUUCUACUGUAGGUGAAAUCUUUAAAAAAAAAAAUCAGAGGACUGGGUAGAUAAGAAUAUAUGAAUGACUAAUAUUCAAAAGAUUUAAACCAUUGUGAUGGCAUGUGUUCCCAGAUGGUAAUAUCUUGCAAUGGCACACAGAUUUAAUGGAUAAAGGUAUACCUCAGACUUCACUGUGCUCACCAAUCUUUGAGGAGAAUGAGUUUGGUCACCUGUUGGGCUUGAUUUGGUUACUGCUGCCUUUGGUUUUCUCCAGGAAUGAAGUAUUCAGCACAGUGACUCAGUAUUUUUAGUUAUUUUGCAUGGGCUGGUAGUACCUCUGUUAUGCUCUUGGUUACAAUCAAUUUAAAACUCUGUGUAACAGUCUUGGUACCUUACAGUAGCUAUGCAUAAUCCUGUGGCACAGUAAACUCCCAAGCCACCAAUGCAGUUAAUAUGCUCUCAUAGUGGUUUUCUAUGCUAUAUGAAAAUAGUCUUCAAGCCUUGGUUCUCUAAUGCAGCUACCACAAGAGGUUGAUAUUUUUAUAGUGGCGUGUAAUCUCCUUUUCGGGAGGCUUUUUAUGGAAGGUAGAAUUUGUAAAAGUUAGUAUGCUUUGCCUCUCGACUGCAUUAACAUGCCACAGGCUCAGACUGUUUUUGUGUAAAGGAUGUCAAAGAACGGCACUUUUUCUAAAGAGAAGUUUGAUAUUUUGUAUGCUUGUUAAGAAAGUACAGUAUUGGAAAUUAAAGGUGGACAACUGAUAAUUGAGGAGUAUGUCACUUAAUUUUUUAUGUAUAUUACCUGUUUACUUGUACAACUUAUUGUACAAAUUACAUGCAGCUUCAUUUUCAAAUGAAUCCUUAAAAUAAGGAAAUCUUUUUAGGAAAACAUUUAAUUUUUGUAUUUUUGAUUUUAAAGGCAUGAGUUAUGUCAAUUUUCAGUGUAUUAAUGAAGAUUUUAACUUUUCAUCAGGUUGAGUGUUUUCUUACUAUAUUAUCUGUUGUGUAUGUAGUUAGCAUAUUGUGUCACUGAACUGUUUAAAAAAUCUAGCAUGUAGAGCAAGCCUGUUUUGUGGAAAAUCCUUAUUCAUUAAAAAAAUAAUCAUGGCAGAUUUUCUGCAAAAAAAAAAAAAAGCAAAAGCAUUUGCAAUUCAGAAUACUGGUUUUUUUUUAUUUGUUUGUUUGUUUUGGUUGUUUUUGUUUUAAUUUAAAGAAAGGUAUUUUGCUUGCAGGAAAAAAUACUCCACAGAUUCAUUUUAAUGAGAAUCUUUGAAAUGUAUUUAUCUUUAGGGCAUCUGGGCAUCUUUAUGCUGUUUGUCUUCUGUCUUUCUUGAAAUAAAAUGUACAUACGUUACCUUUACAUACGCUCUUGCUCAAAAUUCUGAACCUAGUUACAUUUCUCCUUGCUCCCCUUUUAUGCUCAAACAAUAAAACCCAAAACCUAUACAAGAUCUGAGCUUUCAGCAUGCAUUAUAAUUGCUGAAAGCUUUUCUGAUUAAGUAAACAGUCUCAAAGGGCUUUCCCAUAACUGAAAGGGAAAUGUAAGCACCUGUACUGUUGUGCCUAUGGGCACUUGAAAAUAAACAACUUUUAAUCAUCUUUUAUUAAUGGUAAAGCUGUUUUCAGUCCCAUGCUAGGGAGAGUUCUUUAAGUCAGCUGACAAAGGAAUCUAGCGUAACAAGAUUCUGUAAAGAAAUAAAGAGAAAUUUUAUAUGGCCUGAGAAAAUUUCUUGAGACCAAUUUAUUUUUCUUCAUUACUUGAUUUGAGUCAUUUCAAAUUUGUUGUUAAUACAAAAUUUAAAAUAAUUUAUGAAGAGACAGUUAUCCAGUUUCCUUCCACUUUAAUAUGUUUUACCUUCUCAUUACCCCUUCUUUUCUUUAGCUAUUGGUAAAUGUUAUCUUAAACACUUCCAUUUAGUUAAGUGGAGGUGUCUAUUUUGUGAAUUGAGAUGUGCCCAACUGCUUUAGUUCGCACAGGAAACAUGAACUCUAUAAAAACUAACUAUAGGAAAUGCAGGAGAGAUGGAUACCUGAUAAGACACAGCAAAAGUGACCUAUAUACACAUUACAUAUCUGAAGUACAUAUUAUAAUUGUGAUAUUUCCAGUGAUAAAUGUCUGGCUUUUAAGACGUUCUUUUAAAUAUUUGUAUUAUUGUUAGGAUGUUUAAAUCAGUUGUGUUUUUUAAUUCUGUGUAAUAUAUGUAGCCCUAAUCAGAUUUAUAUCACCAUAUUUCUCUUUGAGUCUUAAAAGAGUUGAUAACGAUUUGAAACCAUAAUUGUUUUAUAUUAGCUAGUAUGUAUAUUUAUUUACCCGAUGGCUUUAUCUUGUUUCCCAAAAUUGGGAUGGGGGGUUGUUGAAAGCAUUGUAACUUCUAUAAAAGGCUAUUUUCUUGUA